Messenger RNA from Perkinsus marinus ATCC 50983, 399 nucleotides. RefSeq lists its product as hypothetical. NCBI's taxonomy places the organism in Eukaryota, Perkinsozoa, Perkinsida, Perkinsidae. The coding region runs from base 1 to 399 and encodes 132 amino acids. The record is from RefSeq and is a predicted model, not a curated record. The transcript is spliced from 5 exons.
AUGUAUCGUCGUAUGCGGCGAGAGCUGGAGGAGCACAAUCGCAAACGAGCACAGCUCCCUGAAAGCUCACAUCAAGACUGGCUCGUUGGGUUAAAUUAUGAGGAAAACGAGGCUGAGGACGACAUCCCUUUUCCACCAGCAGUUUUUGCAAUUGCCACUCCUACUGCGACAUACAUGGUCUUCACUAAUUUACUACAGCGCCUUAAUACGCUCAUGUACGGUUAUAAAGGGGACCCGGCAGGAACGCAAGUCGCUGUUGACGACGAUGAGGAGCAGCUCGAUUGGAACGAUGGUGAAGAAGUUCGAGCGUUUGCGAAUGAUGAGUUGAGAGCAUCCAACUGGGCAGCGGACAGAGACGUUGCUGAGAUGCGGAAAAUAAAUAAAUUCAUGGGCUACUAG